AUGUCCUUCUCUCGCCCGCUAGCCCGCGCGGUGCAGCCGCUACUCCGAAGUGUGGGACCGAGCGUCGGCCCCUCUCGCGCGCUCUCGACGAGCUCCGUCGCCGCCUCGGGACACUCGCGCUGGUCCAAGAUUCGACACAAGAAGGGCGCUGUCGACGCUGCGCGCGGAUCGCAAUUCUCCAAGAUUCUUACUGAGGUGCAUACUGCUUUCCGCACUGGCGGCCUCGACCCGGAUAAGAACCCGCGACUGGCCAAGGCGCUCGUUGCGGCCAAGGAGGCGGGGGUGCCGAAGGCGAACAUCGAAGGUGCUUUCGCGAGGGCCCGCAAGCUGGCUGACGGAUCGGGCAAGCCGGUCACGUUCGAGGCGAUGGGAGGCGGAGGCAAGGUCGCGUUCAUCGUCGAGUGCAUCACGGAUAACCCGAACCGAACGGUAUCGCGCGUGAAGGAGCUGUUGGGCAAGGGCGGUGCGCGUGUCGCUCCCGUUGCAUUCAUGUUCGAGCGGAAGGGUGUAAUCCGUUUGAGCCCGCAGGAGGGCAGUAAGGCGACAUUCGACUCCUUGUUCGACGCCGCAGCUGAGGCUGGCGCCGAAGACGUCAAGGAGCUCGACCCCGAGGAAGGCGAGGGGCACUGGGAGGUCGUGACGUCGCCGAACGACCUGAGCACGGUGACUGGGGUGCUGAGCGCGGCGCCGCAUGACGCUCUGUACUCUGUCAACAACUCGGAGCUCGCGUACAUCCCGAACGACCCCGUUGAGGUUGGCCCGGAGGGACUUGAGGAGGACAAGGCGGAGGCGAUCGAGAGGGCGAUCGAGGCGCUGGAGGAGGAGCCGGACGUCGUUCGCGUCUGGACCAACCUUGCUUAG
Trichosporon asahii var. asahii CBS 2479 is the source of this 861-nucleotide messenger RNA. RefSeq lists its product as uncharacterized. The transcript has 4 exons. Bases 1 to 861 code for a protein of 286 amino acids. Gene Ontology annotation, cellular component: mitochondrion. Lineage: Eukaryota; Fungi; Basidiomycota; Tremellomycetes; Trichosporonales; Trichosporonaceae. The record is from RefSeq and is a predicted model, not a curated record.